CCAAAUAUUGUUUGCAAACUAUCAAUCAAUACUACCGAAAACAUCAUUCCAAUAAGAUUUUCUAGUUUGCUUUGAAGUGUUGCAUUUAAUUCCCGUGUGCCCUGUUGGAGCGUCUGAUUUAUGGCCCAUAACUCCCCUGGACAUGGGCAUUCGAUUAUUGCUGGUUUGGAUACUCAGGCUGCGCCCAGUGGGAAAUCCCUCAAAGACGCAAUGGUUGACAAGACUCCACUCCCUGAGAAUGUUGUGUUCGUCGCGCAAGCUGAGACUCCCAACGAUUCAGAUGGCAGAGCAAGAGGUUACCAUUGUCCUAAGGCUGACUAAAAGGAAAUUUGGAAAGUUGAUGCAAGAUGGCUCAGUGAAGAUCUUUAAAUGGGAAGUCUCCCAUGGAUUCACAUGGACCAGGCGGGAUGAAGACAAAGUUCAGUUUGAGACAACCUUGAAUAACUUCAUAAGGGAGUUAAAUAAGGUCAAAGGCAGAGAGAUGCAGUAGCAAGCAGUGGCACUACCAAUGGCAGAAAUCUUUGUGCACCCUUAUUUGGAGCAGCUUCCAGAUGGCAGAGAACUGGUUUGGAGAGAAGGGCCACUAGGGUGGGUGGCAUGGACAGAUAUUAUCCUCAACAACAAUGUUCAGGAUGUUGUUUACCAGUUUUAAUUAACAUAUAUAAAUUUGAGACUUGAACGUAUGAUUUCAUUGCAUUAGCACUUAAAUUUUUUUAUAUGAUGUAAUAUCUUCCUACUGGUUUAGUUUAGAAACAAAUGCUCUGUUGAUACAAUGUUGAUAUAAUUUUGUAUAUGAUGUUGAUACAUUGAUGAUAUGCUUUGUAUUUUGAUCUCA
Molecule: messenger RNA, 835 nt
Organism: Cryptomeria japonica (Japanese cedar)
Lineage: Eukaryota; Viridiplantae; Streptophyta; Pinopsida; Cupressales; Cupressaceae
Exons: 2
Coding region: 143-490 (115 amino acids)
Source: RefSeq, a predicted model, not a curated record